Messenger RNA from Pocillopora meandrina, 4879 nucleotides. The record is from the annotation of a GenBank genome assembly. NCBI's taxonomy places the organism in Eukaryota, Metazoa, Cnidaria, Anthozoa, Scleractinia, Pocilloporidae.
AUGUUACUCGGAAGGUACGUCUGUCAAAGUUGUCGUAACUUUGCGCGUGUUGGUCUGUUAGAUACACGUGCAAAUCAAUAUCUUGUGAGUUCUUCCAUUCUUCCAAGUAGACUUCGACAAGGAGAAUGCAACUCUCAACAGGUACUGUUUUUCAGUGUAGUAUUUGUGUGUUGUAGCGCAUUAAGUUAGCGCCACAGUCCUUUGGAAGUGUAACGUUGCUAGCUAGUAGAUUAGGCGAUUAUAUAACUAUGAUCAUCAGGUAUUUCACGAUAAAUUAAUUACUUGCUGCCUUGAACGACUGAUUUUGAAGUUGUAUGUAAAUUGUAUAAAUCUUCAUGGUUUUUUUUUCAAGACAUCUGGUGUGACAUGACAAUUUCACACACAUGAUAUGAGAACUAAUCUCCCUAACCAGUUGACAGUCCAUGAAAAUUUUUUUAAUUUAUAUCGAGACAAUGCAUUAAGACUGUUUGGUGAAUGUGCUAAAAGAUUGUUCCUUGGAGUGAAAGAGGUGAUGAUGGUGUUGAUGCCUUUACAUCACAGAUCAGAUGGUAUGCUUACAGAAGACCAGACCAACAACCUGGGUUAAUUGGAAGGUUUAUAGAAAAUAUCAAGGAAGGCUUUGAGAGAAACAAAGAAAUGCAGGUUUGUUCAAAGAAUGUGUUCAGUCAAAGUUAUCAAAUAUAUGUACAUAUAGUAAGAAUCAUUUCAAAGGUUGAGUUUGUUUUCAGUGUGUCAAGUGUGUAAAUUUGUAUACAGUGAAUAUUACUUAAGAUAAAAAUGAAAGAUUGAUUUUUUUUCAUUGUGUAGGAAAAUAUUAGGAAAUUUCAAGCAGAAACAAAAAAAUAUGAGCAGACAGAGACAUUGUCAGGGAGAGUCAAGCUUGUCAAUAAGAUUAAGGUGAGUCUUGAGGUGUACUUUUAAAACAGAGGAGUAUGCCACAAACUACAUCACUUGAAGUAACCUAAAUUUAAUUUACAGCUCCAUUGUAAGUGAGGUAAUCUGAAUAAGGGUAGUCCUUAAGAGCACUGUUCAUAAUGCUCUGACUGACUAUCCAUCUACCAGCUAAGAAGUCAUUGUUUAUGUGAUAAAAGUAACUGUUACUCAAAGGUUCAACCUCUUUACUAUAUUACAUUAUGCAAUCUAUAAAAAGUUGAAUGUGAUGACAAGAAUGUGUGGCAUUUGUCAUUCCUAGGAUAAUGUGUCAUCGGCAUCAAUGAAAACUUCAGCAGUUGUGAAGAGCUUUUCAGGAGCAUUUUCAACAAAAGUCUCAAAGGUUUGUUUGUACACCAGUGUGUAUUUAUUGGCAGGGUUUAAUUGGAGAAAAUUCGUUGGUUCAACUUGAUAUGUGUUGUUACCUAGAGAAAUGUCUCAUCAUUUGAUAAGUUAUUUAAUAAUGUGUAUAUAAAAACAUUGGUUUCGUCAGGCAUACGAUGAAGCAACAUCAAGUGAAGCAUUUAAAAAGGGAAUUGAGGUCACUGAAGAGGUAUGUGUAGUAAAAAGGAAAAACAACAACCAAAAUAACUGGAAAUACUAGAAAUGAUUGAUCAUCAGUCAGAGGCUUGCAUAUUAGUGAGCAACAUUUUGAGUGAUUGUUAGGCAGACUGACCAACUGACAGAUUCACUGACCAUUUGAAUAAGCAGGUACCAAACCAGACAUGAUUGGAGCAUGAAUCUUGUGUAUGAUUGUAAUAUAUGGUUCUUGUUUUUUAGUUUGCAAAAUCUGCUAAGGAAGCUGCUUCAAAGGUCCAAGAACAGAGUGAAAUCCUUGGAAAAACAGAAGCAUUUAAGGCUGUGUCCACUGUGAGUAAACUGCAUAGGUAGCAGUUUUAUUGUCUUCAGAGGGAUUUACUUCUCAUAAUAUAAAGUACUGUGCCACUUUCUGUAAUUUGUGACUCUUUUUAGUGAGAUGGCUUAAAAACCUCAGAAUAUUACUUCAGGGAUAACCUUGUUUGGAAAUUUAGAUUAACUUAAAAUUUAUCUUUAACUUGCUGUUAUUUCAGUAUUUGCCUCUGUCAAAUCUUUCCCACCUUUUUGCAGGGUUUUAAAACUUUCAAGCAUGAGGUUCUUGAUGAAGAACUUGAAAAAUCAAAGCCAUAUAGAACACCAGGUUUGAGAAACUAUGCUAUCAUUGUAAUCAGUGCACUGGUCAAGCUGAUGAAGCUUGGCAGACUGUGCUGUGUACAUACACCUUUUUUCUUUCUUUUUGGGGUAAUAUUCAUAUGACUAAUAUUUGUAUGUAUUUUUUCAUGGAUUAUUAAGAGAAACUAAGACGGCGUACUGAACAGGAAGAAGGAGGUGUCAUGAAGAAAGAGAGGAGAAUUGAAGCAAAUGAGUAGGUAUCUAUGUAUUCAUAGGCAGCUGUUGAAAACACAAUUUGAUCAAAUAUUAUUUGAUUUUUUACAUGAAACUUCCAUUUAAUUUCCAUAUAACAAUUUACAGAGAUGAUCAAACUAAGGAACAAGCUUUGUGAAAGUUGGUGUGUUUCUUUUGCAGCGGCGUCUAUAAAAAACAGAUGAUUAUUGUUAUUAAUAAUGGUAAUUACUAAUAACAAUUGUCAUACCUUGCAGGGAUGCAACAGGAGUGGUGCUUCACAAGGAUUCAAAAUGGUACCAGCAGUGGAAAGAAUUUAAAGACAACAAUCCUGUUGUGACAGGUAACAUCCUUCAUACCUCCUCAUGAUGUAGUGUUGAGAUUUUUAAGCUGUCAAAUAUAAUGUGAUUAUAUUAUUGGUCUCUCAUCAGGGCUUUUUAAUCUUAAAACAAAAUAUGAUGAAAGUGACAAUGUGGCUGUGAGAGCAUCAAGAGUUGUGACAGAUAAGCUGCAAGACAUUUUUAGUAAGUAAACAGUAUUAACACACUUGUCCACAGAGGAAAAGUGCAUAGUAAAGAAGGCUUGUUAGUCAGUGAAUACUUUCUCUCUCCUUCUGUUCAAAUGAUGUUGCACCAGAAUUAGUAAAAAAAAAUUUUAAAGAAGUAUUGAUGGUUAUGACUAGGAUAAGGAUCAUGAUGGUACUGGUUGAUUUUGAAUAGUUUUCAUGUGGAUAAUAACAAAGAUAAAUUGUUUUAAUAGCAACUUUAAAUAGUGAAGUUUUCAUGUUAUUAAUAAGUUCUCAAUAAUUUCCUAAUUUUUCAGGUGAUGUAUUUUCCCAGUCGGAUACUGCAAAAACAAUGGCUGAAAUAACAAGAAUUGAUCCACAGUUUAACAAAGACAGCUUCCUAAAAGAGUGUGAAUUUGAAAUCAUUCCAUCAGUUCUUGAGGUAAUUGAUCAGAUGGCUUUUGUAGUGAGAAAAUGUGUUACUUGCUUAUAAACAUGGUUUCAUGUCAUAUUUUUACAUACAAUUAUAAAAAAUAUUGUUUUAUCUCUUUUGUUUCCAAGGCUUUCUUAAAAGGUGACCUGGAAAUAUUAAAAGACUGGUGCCAUGAACCGGUAAGUUAUUUAUCAACUCCUCGGAUAAAAACUCUAGUAGAUGAUAAUUUUAUGACACUGUAAAACCAAGCCUUUGUUCUGAAUUCUGAGCAAUCAUACUUGCAGCAAUUAAAACGCCCUUUAUAUACUGUUAGGUUUCUCAAAGAAGUCUAAAACCUAAGAAAAUUUUGUUUUUUGUCCAGGCGUACAAUGUCUUAGCUGCACAGAUUGAGCAAACUAAACAACUGGGACAGAAAUUGGAAGCAAAAAUCCUUGAUGUCAGAGAUGUUGAUGUAAGUGGUGAAGUGUGUGUCAAUUUUGUUACUCUAGUGACAUGUUUAGUUGUUAAUAUGUCUGUGGCUGAGAGAUUGAUGAAGAUGAGUAUUUUACCAAGAAGUAAAGCCCUGAUAAUCGUAACUCUACAUUACAUUCUUAGGUGGCAAUGGCUAAAGUCAUGGAGCAAGGACCAGUCUUAGUUCUCACCUUUAUGGUGCAGCAAAUAAUGAUCCUUAAAGAUGCUGUUGGCAAUAUUAUUGAAGGUGGUGAGGUAAGAAAUCUUUCUUAAACAGUUUCAUUGUCUAUAGUGGCAUUACAAGCACAAGCUGUGCAUCGAAGUCUCUCAAGGGGUAUCUGUUGAUGGAUUUAGUAAGUAAAAGUUGAAAGUGAGGAGUGGAAAUAUUCAUAAGGUUUUAUUUGGUGUAGGGUAUAAAUUAUUGAUUGUUGUUUCUCUUUUUGUAGGAUAACAUUGAAAAUGUAAGCUAUGUGUGGGCACUGUGUCGUGAUCAGAGCAUAUUGGAUCACAGAUCUGCGUGGAGGGUGUUAGAGUUUGGAAUUCAGAACAGCAGCUCUUAUCUUUGACAAGCCCAAAAUUGAAGAAUGGGGAACUUCCAUUUUCUUUUAAUUCAACUGUACAAAAUAUUGAAAAACAAAAACCAUUGACAACUUUGUCCUCUUAUUUGCCUGUUGCUGUGUGUCUUUAUUACAUGGUUUUAUUAAAAAUAUUUGCUAACAUAUUGCAUCACCAUGUAUCUCAUGUUAUUUUGCAUGGACACUGUUGUGAUAAUGAUCUUCCAUCUAGUAGUGGUCUUCUAUGUUGCUCAACCAAUUUUUAGUGAGCAGAGAUUAUUUAAGGCUCAAUUUCACCUGCUCUUCAAGACUGGAGAAACAAAUUUAAGUAACAGGAAUCAAUUAUUUUAAUCAGCAAGAAUACAGUACCUGUGGUAAGCUUCAGUUUGGUUGUCUAUCAAAUUGUUGAUUUGUAAAUAUAAUGCACAGUUGGACAGUUUUUAUGAGGAAUUAACUAUUAUACUUUGGUGCUUCCAGUUUGGCAUACAUUAUGCCUGAUGAUGUUGAAUGCAUUCUUAUGUUCACAAACAUUGUAAUAUCUAGAUUAAUGAUACUACUAGUAGGAUUUGUGACCAAUUUGGGUAGAGUUAAUUUAUGAAAGCAGAUAUGAAUGCCACUGAAAUAAAC